CCCACAAGGGACCCGUCCCUGUCAUCCACCCCCGUGUCCCUCCCGCAGGGUGACCCCGGUCCCAAAGGUGCUGAUGGCGCCCCUGGCAAGGACGGUCUCCGAGGCCUGACCGGUCCCAUCGGCCCCCCCGGCCCUGCUGGUGCUCCUGGUGACAAGGGUGAAGCCGGUCCCCCCGGUCCUGCUGGUCCCACCGGUGCCCGUGGUGCUCCCGGUGACCGUGGCGAGCCCGGCCCUCCCGGUCCUGCUGGAUUUGCUGGCCCCCCCGUAAGUGUGACCCGCCUCCCCCGGGGGUCCUCUCCCGCCCCCCAGCGUGGGGGCGUCGGUCCUGCUGGCAAGAACGGAGAUCGUGGUGAGACUGGUCCCCAAGGUCCCGCUGGCCCCCCUGGCCCCGCUGGUGCUCGUGGUCCUGCUGGUCCACAAGGUCCCCGUGGUGACAAAGGUGAAACCGGUGAACAGGGAGACAGAGGCAUGAAGGGUCACAGAGGCUUCUCCGGUCUCCAGGGCCCGCCCGGUCCUCCCGUAAGUGCCGCGGGGGCGGCCCCGCGUCCCGGGGGCAGCGGGUUCGAUUUCAGCUUCCUGCCGCAGCCGCCGCAGGAGAAGGCGCACGACGGCGGCCGCUACUACCGCGCCGAUGAUGCCAACGUGAUGCGCGACCGCGACCUGGAGGUGGACACCACCCUCAAGAGCCUGAGCCAGCAGAUCGAGAACAUCCGCAGCCCCGAGGGCACCCGCAAGAACCCCGCCCGCACCUGCCGCGACCUCAAGAUGUGCCACGGAGACUGGAAGAGCGGUCGGUGUCCCCCCGGGGCUGUCGCUCUGUCUCUGUCCCCUCUGCCUCUGUCCUUCUUCCACCCCCCGGCUCAUCCGCACCUCCCCUCGUGUGUCCUGUCUCUGCUGUCCCCUCCCUCCAUGUCCCUCUCCGCUUCUCUCCUUCUUCCUCUUUUCCCGCUCCACAAGAGCCGGGGGAAGAAGUAUGGCUCCAACGUGCAUCGGAUCAAGAACAUGUUCCUGCAGAUGGGGACGGCGCCCGGCCCCGAGGGCGCCUGCGACCUGGCCAAGGCCAAGGAGAAGCCGGUGCGCCUGUCCCUGCCCCGAGCCGGCAGCCUGGGCGACGGCGUGGACCAGGGCAGCCUCCUCAAGCUGGGCACCAGCGUCUCGGAGCGCGUCAGCCGCUUCGACUCCAAGCCCGACAAACCCUUCUCCAAGCUGCAGGAGACCCGCAAGAUCUUCGAGAGGAGCCCGCAGGAGAAAGCCAGCAGCGCCAAGCUGCUGCUGCGCAAGGAGCGCGCCGGCUUCCAGGACCGCAAGCUGGACGUGGUGGUGCGCUUCAACGGCAGCACCGAGUCGCUGGACAAGCUGGAGGCGGACGCGGUGUCGCCCACCGUGAGCCAGCUGAGCGCCGUGUUCGAGAAGGCCGACCUGAGGAACAACCUGCACAAGGCGCAGGGCAGGGCGGCCGCGCCGCUCCAAGCCAAGGCCGUGGCCAAGAGACCCAGGGUCUUCGCGCCCGGCGCCGAGCCCGCUCGCCCCGGCGAUGGCCACGCGAGCCCGGCCCGAGCGCGGCCGCAGGACGAGGAGAAGGCGGCGGGGAAGAGCGGGCGGCCGGCGGAGAAGGAGGCG
This is a messenger RNA of Ficedula albicollis (Collared flycatcher), 1620 nucleotides long. RefSeq lists its product as uncharacterized. Gene Ontology annotation, biological process: actin filament organization; neuron projection development; calcium-mediated signaling. The transcript is spliced from 8 exons. Gene Ontology annotation, molecular function: extracellular matrix structural constituent; actin filament binding. The record is from RefSeq and is a predicted model, not a curated record. Lineage: Eukaryota; Metazoa; Chordata; Aves; Passeriformes; Muscicapidae. Gene Ontology annotation, cellular component: dendrite; postsynaptic density; cytoplasm. The annotation marks the transcript as partial.